CUUGAUUUCUCACAUGGCAAUAGAAAAGGUUCUCGCAUCUCAAGACACGACUCACGAGAUGAUGGUUAUCCUCGUGACCACUGAUAUGUGUGUGCGGCCUCACCAACCUCACUCACCCGGCCAUACACCAAACGCACUGCCCCAAAAGGCAAAGAAUCCAAGAAACAGAGUCAGUCAUCAGUCAUGGCGUCGUCCUUCGCUGCGCAUGUGCUGCGCGGGCGGUGGUUCAUGGCGUACGGCUCCUUCCUCAUCAUGUCCUCCGCGGGCGCCACGUACAUCUUCGCCAUCUACUCCAAGGACAUCAAGGCCACGCUGGGCUACACGCAGGAGCAGCUCAACACCGUCGGCUUCUUCAAGGACGUCGGCGCCAACGUCGGUAUCCACGCCGGCCUCAUCGCCGAGGUCACCCCGCCCUGGCUCGUCCUCGCCGUCGGCGCAGCAAUGAACCUCGGCGGCUACCUCAUGCUCUACCUCUCCGUCACCGGCCGCGUCCGCGCCAGGCCGCCGCUCUGGCUCGUCUGCCUCUACAUCGCCGUCGGCGCCAACUCGCAGGCCUUCGCCAACACCGGCGCGCUCGUCACAUGCGUCAAGAACUUCCCCGAGAGCCGCGGCGUCAUGCUUGGAUUGCUCAAGGGGUUCGUCGGCCUCAGCGGCGCCAUCUUCACCCAGCUCUACCUCGCCUUCUACGGACCCGGCGGCGGCGGGGACACCAAGCCACUCAUCCUGCUCGUCGGCUGGCUCCCGGCUGCCGUCUCCGUCGCCUUCCUCGGCACCAUCCGGAUUAUAAGCGCGCCACGCCCGCCCGCCGCGGCGCGCCGGGAGUACCGCGCGUUCUGCUCCUUCCUGUACGUGUCGCUAGCCCUCGCCGCGUACCUCUUGGUCGCCAUCGUCCUCCAGAAGCGCUUCCGGUUCACCCGCGCCGAGUAUGUCGUCAGCGCCGCCGUCGUGUUCGCGAUGCUGCUCCUUCCCCUCGGCAUCGUUCUGCGCGAGGAGGCCGCGCUGUUCAAGAUCAACAACAUGCCUGAAGCGCAAGCUGACGCGCCGGCGCUGUCCGUGGUGACCGCGGCUACGAAGCCAGCGGCAGUACCAGCGAGCGCGGGAUUGCUGAGUGCCCUGAGGCCGCCGCCGCGUGGCGAGGACUACACCAUCCUGCAGGCGCUGGUGAGCGUGGACAUGCUGCUGCUGUUCACGGCGACGGUGUUCGGCGUGGGCGGGACGCUGACGGCCAUCGACAACAUGGGACAAAUCGGCGAGUCUCUGGGGUACCCGCAGCGCAGCAUCUCCACGUUCGUCUCCCUCAUCAGCAUCUGGAACUACCUAGGCCGCGUCGCCGCCGGCUUCGGCUCGGAGGCGCUCCUGGCGCGGUACCGCAUCCCGCGCCCGCUCCUCGUGGCCGCCGUGCUCCUCCUCACCGUCCCCGGCCACCUGCUCAUCGCGUUCGGCGUACCAGGGUCGCUGUAUGCGGCCUCGGUGCUGGUGGGAUUCUGCUUCGGCGCGGCGUACCCGAUGAUCCUGGCCAUCAUCUCGGAGCUGUUCGGGCUGAGGUACUACUCGACGCUGUACAACGUCGGCAACGUGGCCAGCCCCGUGGGGUCGUACAUCCUCAACGUGCGCGUCGCUGGGCGCAUGUACGACCGGGAGGCCGCGCGGCAGGGCGCCGUGGCGGCGGUGGCCGGGAAGGGCGUGACGUGCGUCGGCGCACGGUGCUACAGGGAGUCGUUCUUGGUCGUCGCGGCGGUGACGGUGGCCGCGGCGCUGGUGACGCUGGCGCUCGCGUGGAGGACGCGGGUGUUCUACGCGGGGGACAUCUACGCCAGGUUUAAGAAGGACGGGAGUACGGGAGUGAGUGGCAAUGGCGUCGGAGAGGAGGCGGUGGUGGACGGACGCCUGUGAGAAAUUCAGAUUCAGGGACUGAUCGGCCGACCAAAAAUAUCAAGUGACAUGACACUGGUUAACUAGAGACACUAUUACACAAGUUGGGAUUUUUUUUUUCGUGCUUGUUUGAUACUUUAUAUGUUGAACACUGAUGGUUAAUCAGACAGUUCUUGGCAGUUUUUUGGUACCUAAUUAACCAGGAUAACGCUAGCGGUGUUUUGUUGUACACAUCAAUUGUGGUCAAGGAUUACCGUUACCUUCCAUUUUUGGGU
This is a messenger RNA of Phragmites australis (common reed), 2147 nucleotides long. RefSeq names its product protein NUCLEAR FUSION DEFECTIVE 4-like. Lineage: Eukaryota; Viridiplantae; Streptophyta; Magnoliopsida; Poales; Poaceae. The record is from RefSeq and is a predicted model, not a curated record. The coding region runs from base 184 to 1893 and encodes 569 amino acids. Gene Ontology annotation, cellular component: membrane. The transcript has a single exon.